CCCCAGAAUUCCGCCCACGCCCCGCCUUUCCGGGUAGCCAUGGCGGGGGUAACCGGUCGGCUGAUUCGGUGCUGGUGUCGGAGAGCGGUCUGGGGCUCCCUGAAGGUCCCGGCACUUCAUCUGCACGUGAGCAAAACAGCAAUGGAAGCCAGUCAGGAGGAUUUUGAGAAUGCGAUGAAUCAGGUAAAACUGUUGAAGGAGGACCCAGGAAAUGAAGUGAAGCUCAAACUCUAUGCACUCUAUAAGCAGGCCACUGAAGGAUCUUGUAAUACACCCAGACCGGGUGUGUUUGACUUGAUCAAUAAGGCCAAAUGGGAGGCAUGGAAUGCUCUUGGCAAUCUGCCCAAGGAAACGGCUAGGCAGAACUAUGUGGAUUUGGUGUCUGGUUUGAGUUCUUCGUCUGACUCCUCUAGCCAAGGGAAGCCUGAAGCAGACCAGAAACAAGCUGGAUACAAAACAGUGGUGAUGACCUCUGAAGACAGCAUCACAAAGAUCAUGUUGAACCGGCCUGCCAAAAAGAAUGCAUUGACCGAACAGAUGUAUCAAGAAAUCAUACUUGCACUUGAAGCCGCAAGCAAGGAUGACUCUGCCAUAACUGUUUUAACAGGAAACGGAGAUUAUUACUCUAGUGGAAAUGACCUGACUAAUUUCACUAAUAUUCCUCCUGAUGGUGUAGAGGCGAAAGCUAAAAAUAGUGCCAUUUUACUGAGGGAUUUUGUAGGCUCUUUCAUAGAUUUUCCUAAGCCUCUGGUUGCCGUGGUCAACGGUCCAGCUGUGGGAAUCUCCGUCACCAUUCUCGGGCUAUUUGAUCUUGUGUACGCAACCGACAGGGCAACAUUUCACACUCCUUUUAGUCACCUUGGCCAAACUCCAGAAGGUUGUUCCUCUUACACUUUUCCGAAGAUAAUGGGCCCAGCCAAGGCAGCAGAGAUGCUCAUUUUUGGGAAAAAGUUAACUGCUGGAGAAGCCUGUGCUCAAGGACUUGUUACUGAAGUUUUUCCUGAUAGCACCUUUCAGAAAGAAGUUUGGACCAGGCUGAAAGCAUAUUCAAAGCUCCCCCAGAAUGCCCUGCGUAUUUCGAAACAGAUCAUCAGAAGUCAGGAGAAGGAAAAGCUGCAUGCUAUUAACGCCAAAGAAAGCAGCAUCCUUCAGGAAAGAUGGCUGUCAAGCGAAUGCAUGAAUGCCAUCAUGAACUUCUUCUCCCAAAAAGCCAAGCUGUGAUGCCUGUUACAGCAGUGUUCUGCAUUUCAAAUGAAGGGAUGUGCUGUCAUUUCUGGUUUUCAAUACUUGAACUAAUAAACUGUGCCUUUUCUCAGCGCUAACA
Molecule: messenger RNA, 1324 nt
Organism: Enhydra lutris kenyoni (northern sea otter)
Lineage: Eukaryota; Metazoa; Chordata; Mammalia; Carnivora; Mustelidae
Gene: ECI2
Product: enoyl-CoA delta isomerase 2
Exons: 10
Coding region: 40-1221 (393 amino acids)
Molecular function (GO): fatty-acyl-CoA binding
Source: RefSeq, a predicted model, not a curated record